GCUUUAUUUUUUUUAUGUUCCUGCUUGAUCAUCAAUUCUGUCAAAUGAUAGUUUCGGUCAAUGCUUUAUGAUUUUUACCUUCUCUUGGUUUAUCUAUGAAUUAUGAUAGAAUAAUGCCGAUUCUGCUUUACAGAAGUAUAUCAAUAUUUCUCUUUAUAUAACAUGUUUAAAAGAUAUGUUUUUAUUCAGUUAACCUAGUAUUUCAAUUUUGCGUAGAAAUGAGGCAUGUACCUAUCUUUUGUUGAAAAGGGUUGGGUAUCAAUCAGUAAAGCUGGCGGCACCGUCACCGCCAACCGCAAUGGCGACUGUGACCGGCACCCUUCUGCGCCGCUGCUCGCGGCUCUCAGCGGCAGCCGCUCCGCUGAGCACCAGCGCGCGCGCCCUGGGCGGCGGCGGCCUGCCCACCGUGGUCGAGAGGCACGGCAACCGCAUGGUAAUCGGGUACGGCUUCAACGGCGAGCCCAACUACAUUGACCGCGUCGACUACCCGAUCCCGGCCGUCCGCUUCAAGGAGGACAACGCUCAGAUCAAGGUCCUGCGUGAGAAGGAGCGCGGUGACUGGAAGAAGCUGACCAAGGAGGAGGUGCAGGAGCUGUACCGCGCCACCUUCUGUCGCUCCUUCGCCGAGAUGCAGGCGCCCACCGGCGAGUGGAAGCUGGUGCUGGGCGGCACCAUGCUCGCCUGCUCCAUCGCCGUCUGGAUCUACCUCUUCAUGAAGGUGUUCGUGUACGAGAAGCUGCCGGACACCAUCACCAACCCGGAGAAGGUGGAGGCGCAGGUGCAGCGCAUGAUCGACCUCCGGAUGAACCCCGUCCAGGGCAUCGCCUCCGAGUGGGACUACGAGAAGGGACAGUGGAAGAACUAAUCGCCCCGCUCCGAAUGGAAAAUAGAGACGUGUGCGCGACGAUUUUCGCGCUCCGAGUGCGUGGGAGGAUGAGUGUCUAUAUCUGGACGUGAUCAUGUCAAAGAGGAACGCGGGUAAUGCUGUCCCCAUUUAAUAGAUUCUACCUCCUGGA
Messenger RNA from Amphibalanus amphitrite, 1016 nucleotides. Its product is annotated as cytochrome c oxidase subunit 4 isoform 1, mitochondrial-like. Gene Ontology annotation, biological process: mitochondrial electron transport, cytochrome c to oxygen. Lineage: Eukaryota; Metazoa; Arthropoda; Thecostraca; Balanomorpha; Balanidae. The coding region runs from base 299 to 865 and encodes 188 amino acids. The record is from RefSeq and is a predicted model, not a curated record. The transcript has 4 exons.